Molecule: messenger RNA, 2349 nt
Organism: Schistosoma rodhaini
Lineage: Eukaryota; Metazoa; Platyhelminthes; Trematoda; Strigeidida; Schistosomatidae
Source: the annotation of a GenBank genome assembly
AUGGAGUGGGAUAGCGAAAGUGCACUACAGGGUUUUUUAAUAACGAUGAUCGUCUGUACAGUAUCCAGUGUGCUUUAUUUUAUGUUCAGGAAUACUCUGUUCCCUCACCGUAUUCCUGUCCAUCAAGAUUCAGAAAACUUAGCUCGCAGGAGAAAAAAAAAUGACGCAAAAAAGUCGAGGAAAGUUAAAAAACGGAAAGUGGUUGAUUCUCAACAAACUGAAGAAAUAGAAACAGACAAAACUCAAACGUCAGACGACACAACUGGUGAGGAGGAUGAACAUCUAUCAGACGUGCCUCUUGACGAUUAUUCAUCAAGUAGCAGUGAGCAGUCAGUUGAAAGACCUAUUCAGCCGGUGGUAUAUGAAGAUAACUGUGGUAAAGAAGAACUCAUUGAUACUUCUACUCCCAUGAUCGAACAAUCUUAUGUCGAAAGUCCCAGUUUAGAAUUUUCACAAUCUACAUUAAAUAGAAAUCAGAGUGAGGAUUCAGAUUCCAUCGUUUCUCCAGGUUCUUCAAAACUUAGUCCAACCACAGAUAUUCUGUCUCCAGUAAAUGAUUCAAAAGCUCCUCUCACUAAGUCUAAAAAGUCAAAGCGUCGUUCAGGCAAGCGGUCAGUUAGAUGUGCGGAUUUGCCUAAAGCCAUAUUUGUUGAGCCUACUAACGUGGAACAUUCAUCAAAAUCAUUAGAAAUAUCGAGAACUGACUGUGCUAAACCAUAUGAAAUGGGUGGAAAACAGGAGUCAUCAAGUGACUCUACAUCAGCAUUGGAGUUGCGCACGACAAUCAAAGAAUUAGAAGGACAAUUAAAGAUUAGUGAAACCAAGCUGGCUGAAACCUCCCAGUGGGCGAAUUGUCUAGUUGAAGAAAACAAGCAUUUUCGUACGAAGAAAGAUGAAUCUUCUCUAAGUUUACAUGUGCUGCAAAUGCAAUAUAAUGAACUCUUAAGAACGAAUAAAACACUCGAACACCAGAAGAACUUGCUGAAUGUAAAGUUAAAAAAUACUGAAACUGAAAACUGUGAUCUGCAAAAACGUUUAGAUCAGACAAAUGCAGAUACUUUAAAGAUAAAAAAAGAGGCUGAAUUGGAAUUGUCUAAUUUGCGAGAACAGUUAACAAAACAUGAGACUCAAUUAACUGCAAUGGCUAAGGCUAUGGCUGCUUCUACUCCAUCGAUUCCUACUGGUCCUAUACCAGAACUUAUUCGUGCUCAGGAAUUAGCGCAAGCUAUGUCCAAUGACAACUGCUUGUUAAAAUCACGUAUUGAACAAUUAGAUUCAGAAUUAACCCAAUUGCGCCAAACAAAUAUUAGGCAACAACAAGAUUUACAGGUUUUCCGGGCUGAAAACCAUAAAUUGCAUACAGAAAAAGAAACAGCUCUGGAAGAAUUACGUAUUAAACGGCAAGCAGAACAAGUAGAAAAUGAUACUGUACAUAUGGAGUUAAAACGUCGAUGUCAUGAAUUAGAACUAGAGAAACAGAAAAAUCAGGAGUUGUCUAUUUCUCUUUCUGAGGUAAGAGCUGAACUAUCACGAAGUUUACAAAAAGAAAAACGUCAAUCUGAAAUUAUUAGUAGUCUUGAAUAUCAGUUUGCUGAAUUGAAUGUACAAAAACAAUGCCUACUCGAUAAUGCUAAUCAAUCGAAAAUAGCUUAUGAAACAGCAUCUAGUGAAUUAAGAGCACAAGUGGCAAAUUUAUCCAAUGAUUUAAUGCGUGUUACUAAUGAAUUAAAUAAUAGUGAACAAAAAGUUUAUGAAUUAACAUACCAGCUAGAAUCUACAGCAAAAUCAUCCAGUAAUAAUAGUGAUUUAAAUGGUGAACCAAUCAUAAUUAAUAUUAAAUCAGACGAAAUCUGUAUUAAUAAACAAGAUGAACAACAUAAAAAUGAAUUAUUACAUAAUAAUAGUAAUGAUAAUAUAUAUGAAGAUUUACGUAAUCGAUUAUCCGAAGUUGAAAAUAAUCUCAAUUCCGCUGAAAAAGAACGUGCCACAUUUUACAAUCUUUAUCGAUCUGCAUUAAAUGAAGUGGAUCAUUACAAGUUAACUUUAAUACAAACUGAAGAAGUUUUAGCGAAAUUAGAAGAAUCUGUUAAACAGACAGAAAGUAAAUGGCGUCAACUUUUAUCAGAAAGUGAAUUUGAACAGAUCCAACUUCGUAAACAAUUGUCAGAAUCUCAAUCAAUGUUGAAAGAUAUUACAGGAAAACUGAACCAAGCCGAUGAAGAAGUACCUACACUAAAAAAUUCUAAUGUUGGAAAGAGGCAAAAGAAGUCAAAAGCACGUAAACCAACAGAUUCAGUAGCUGGAUUGAAUACAGAAAAAACUUCAGAGAAUAUUCAACCUACCGAAUAG